Centropristis striata (black sea bass) is the source of this 3800-nucleotide messenger RNA. RefSeq names its product T-box transcription factor 2b (gene tbx2b). The transcript is spliced from 7 exons. Gene Ontology annotation, biological process: positive regulation of DNA-templated transcription; regulation of transcription by RNA polymerase II; cell fate specification. The coding region runs from base 333 to 2390 and encodes 685 amino acids. NCBI's taxonomy places the organism in Eukaryota, Metazoa, Chordata, Actinopteri, Perciformes, Serranidae. Gene Ontology annotation, molecular function: DNA-binding transcription factor activity, RNA polymerase II-specific; RNA polymerase II cis-regulatory region sequence-specific DNA binding. The record is from RefSeq and is a predicted model, not a curated record. Gene Ontology annotation, cellular component: nucleus.
CAUGUGAGAUAGUCACAGAUCUGCAGUGAACGAGGCCACAUCUCUCCAGUCAGAGUGGGAUGACUGAAGCAGAGAAACAGCUUAUUUCUCUAAGAGGCACACAGCGCAGCCGGGCUUCACCGCGCCGCUCCAGCUGAAGGACUCGGCGGAGGAACCAAACGAAAAGCAACUCUGGGCUAUUUUCUCCAGCCUGGUGUACACACUGUGUUUGUUCUGUAGCGCUUUACAGAAAUUAACUCCUCGCGCAGCGCGGACCUACACUGGCUCUGGGUUUGGGGGGGAAAUACCACUAAAAUAUCCAUUAUUUCACUUCGCUUUUUGUGGAUGCACCGAUGAGAGAUCCAGUUUUCACAGGGACUGCAAUGGCUUAUCACCCUUUUCACGCACACCGGCCGACCGACUUUCCGAUGUCCGCCUUUCUAGCGGCCGCGCAGCCUUCCUUCUUCCCGGCGCUCAGCCUGCCUCCCGGGGCACUCACCAAGCCCAUUACGGACCACGGCCUGGCCGGGGCGGCGGAAGCUGGGCUCCACCCGGCCCUCAGCCACCAUCAGGCGGCUCAUCUCCGCAGCAUGAAGAGCCUGGAGCCCGACGAGGAAGUGGACGACGACCCCAAAGUUACACUGGAAGCCAAGGAUCUUUGGGACCAGUUUCAUAAACUCGGGACGGAGAUGGUUAUAACCAAGUCUGGAAGGAGGAUGUUCCCUCCGUUCAAAGUGCGAAUAAACGGACUGGAUAAAAAAGCUAAAUAUAUCCUGCUGAUGGACAUCGUGGCGGCGGACGACUGCCGCUACAAGUUCCACAACUCCCGCUGGAUGGUGGCGGGCAAGGCCGACCCAGAGAUGCCCAAAAGGAUGUACAUCCACCCGGACAGCCCGGCCACCGGCGAGCAGUGGAUGGCCAAGCCUGUUGCUUUCCAUAAACUCAAGCUGACCAACAACAUUUCAGACAAACACGGAUUUACCAUCCUGAACUCCAUGCACAAGUACCAGCCCAGGUUCCACAUAGUGCGGGCCAACGACAUCCUCAAGCUCCCCUACAGCACCUUCAGGACCUAUGUGUUCCCGGAGACCGAGUUCGUGGCUGUGACAGCUUAUCAGAACGACAAGAUAACGCAGCUGAAGAUUGACAACAACCCUUUUGCCAAAGGAUUCAGAGACACGGGGAACGGAAGGAGAGAAAAAAGGAAGCAGCUGACCAUGCCGUCGCUGCGGAUGUAUGAGGACCAGUGCAAGGCGGACCGGGACGGUGCGGACUCGGACGCCUCGUCCAGCGAGCCUCCGACCGGCAGGGACGCCGUCCACUCCCCGCUGGGAGGCGAUACGAGCCCGCUGAGGUUCAGCAGGCCCAGUCGAGAUGAGAAAAUGUGCACUGACAGCGAGCAGGAGCUGGAGCAUCAGGACGAGCGUUGCACUGGCUCCAACAGUCCGGUACCUGAACCUGUGUCCCCCUACAGCUCCAGGUGUGAGGACCGCAUUAGGGAUAGGCCUAGCACAGAGAAGAAGGAUGACCCCCUUUUUAGUAUAAGGAACCUUGAGAAGGACAAAGCGGAGAGCAGGCACAGGAAGGACACCGUGGACGUGUUGACAAAGGACUCGGAGGCCGGAGGUAUUAGUGCCACUAAGGAGGCCUUCUCCCCUCUCAUGGUCCAGACCGAGAGCCCCUCGCACUUCAGCCCAGGCCACUUACAAAGCCUGGCUCUGUCUGGCCUGCACAGUCAGCAGUUCUUUAACCCUCUGGGUGCCGGAUCACCGCUGUUGUUUCACCCUGGGCAGUUUGCCAUGGCCCCUGGAGCCUUUUCUGCUAUGGGCAUGGGGCAUUUAUUGGCCUCUGUAUCCGGAGCAAGUGGUUUGGAAAACGGCAGCCUCUCCACCCAGGCCUCAGGAGGAACCGCCAACCCCUUCCCCUUCCAUUUGUCCCAGCACAUGCUCGCCUCUCAGGGCAUCCCCAUGCCUCCAUUCGGAGGUCUGUUCCCGUACCCUUACACCUACAUGGCGGCAGCUGCGGCGGCGGCCUCAGCCUCAGCCCUCCCAGCCACGAGCACCUCGAGCCCGCUCUCCAGGAACCCUUUCCUGAACGCAUCACGGCAUCCCCGGCUCCGCUUCAACCCCUACCAGCUCCCAGUGUCUUUGUCUCAGAGCUCCAGCCUGCUCACCACCGGCCUUCAGGGCAGCCUCAACCCAGGCUCCGAAUCCUCCAAACCAGGCAGCAGGGAGACCAGCCCGGCUCCGGAGCACCACAGCAACCAUAAGACAGGAGGGUUGAGUGGGAGGGCUGCAUCUCCCAAAACCUCCAUGAAGGACUCAGUGAAUGAGCUGCAAAGCAUCCAGAGACUGGUGAGCGGCCUGGAGGGCCAGCGGGAGCCCUCCCCGCGUGCAGACUCUCCCAAGUGAUGAACACUGUCCUUUUGGGAUAGAGACUUGGCUUGAAUACCAGAGGACUAUAAGUGCAUAUGUCCUGUAUAGCACAUUAGGGAGACUGGGAUGAGGUUUGACCGAUAUGGGUCGGUGAAGGCCGAUAACUGGUAUUUCUUUGGAACAAAGCUGCAGACAGAAAAUCUAGUCCAUAUAAUUUAAUGUAACCUUUUUUAAAAUCACAAUAUUGAGGGUUUGCUCCAACACUGACCUGUUAGAGAUGGUGGGAAGCCUGUCAGAUGACGUUUGGACCAUCAUCAGAGACCAAAACAGAACCCUGAAUCCUUGUGUUUUAGGGUGAGGAGCACUUGAAGGCAGGCUUACCCCAAAGACACUCUAGGAUACAUUCCAACAAUUGAAACCUUUAUAUAUAUAUAAACACAUUUUUAAAAAAAUCAUAUAUAUAUAUAUAUAUAUAUAUAUGAUAUUAUUUUAUGUGAAUUGUUAGUUUUGUAAAUAUAUAUAUUUACAAAACUAACAAUUAAUAUAAAAUAUGCAAUAUAUAUAUAUUUAUAUAUUUAACUCCACCAUAAAGAGAUAAAGAUAAGCAGUAAAACUUCGUCAUAUCCAUGAUAUCAGAGGCGGACCACAGCAGGCCAGUAUCGGCCCCACACAUCGGUCUAACCUGCCUGAGACAGACUGAGCGGCGCACGGUGGAGAGAUUGUGUGUUCACUUUGGUUAACUUGAAGCAUUUGAGCAUUCGGGCCUGGUUUUUAAAUAGGAGCCGAGCCGAGAGGAGGCUUGUCACGCCGACAGACAGGCAGGUCUCAAGCUGCAUCCAAAAACUUUUUUUCCAGGCCUGAUUAUUUCAAAAGGCAUGCCUUUUGGUGAACGUUCCGUCUGCGAGAAGAAAGAGAGAAAGAACCGCUUAUCAUUUCAUGCCAGAAAAAAUCUUUCUGAACUAUUUAUGUAAUUAAAGAUUAAAAAUUCUGUAAAUAAAGCUAAGAUCCAAGAAUAUGCAAUUGGUAUUAAUUUAUUCAAGGCUGUAUAUUAGCGUGUAUAUAUUUCGAUUUUAACUUGAUGCUUUUUUUUCUCCUCCUCUACUCCAUUUUACAUGAACAUAUACUGUAAAUGAAAGCUAUUUAGCGCUUGUUGGUUUGAAAAACUGUGUAUGAAGCAUUGCUGAUUUUUAGGUGACGUGUGUGCCAUGUUUUAGUCUGCAUCCACCGACAAAGACAGGAACAGAGAAGGAGCUCCACAUGGAUUCAAAAACACCUCAGGUUAUUUCACUCCAGCCAGGAGACAUUCAAAGCAAUUCCUCCUAUGGGCGCAUCAUUCAUAUCUAUUCAAAAUAUAUUUAAAGAUCAAAGUAUCUUGUUUAUGCUGGUUGUCCGGUUUUUUGUUUUUUUGUUUUUUUGAUUGUCUCACAAUUUCAAUAAAAAAAUCGU